This is a messenger RNA of Culicoides brevitarsis, 1128 nucleotides long. RefSeq lists its product as uncharacterized. NCBI's taxonomy places the organism in Eukaryota, Metazoa, Arthropoda, Insecta, Diptera, Ceratopogonidae. The transcript has 2 exons. The record is from RefSeq and is a predicted model, not a curated record. The coding region runs from base 1 to 1128 and encodes 375 amino acids.
AUGGCUUCGAAAUCCGCUCAAAGACGAAUAAAACGUGAACGCUUGUGCAAAUACAUCCAAAAUUCAUCGCAAUACGAGUUCAACGAUCCAACCCACAAAAAUUUCUGGAAAUCGAGCAUCGAUGAGCUGGAAUUGGAAGCAAAAGAGUACGCAAAGCAACAAAAAAUCAAGUAUCAGGAUUUAUCGGCUUGCUUACCCAAGAAGUUGCAUGCUCGAGUAUCGAAGAUAAUCCCGAUUAUUCCUCUAGAAGAAGACAAAUUUGAGGAAGAAAAGGAAGUUGAGUUACUUGAUGAGAACGUAACGAAUGCCGGAAAAGAAUUAGAGGAGCUCGAUUUGGAUAAAGAUGCCAUCAAUAAGUUAACCGACAGACAACUCGACUACGAUUCCAAAGAAGUACUUUCACUCAAAUUGGAAGAAGAAGCUGCCAUCCGCAAGCCAAAUACCUUUUCCGCCAACUGGAUGGUCGAUUAUUUCAAAAAGCACAAUCAGGAACGUGUCAUAUGGCAAACGAAAUUGUACGAAAAGAAGAGACGUUUCGAGGAUAAACCUCUGUUUGAACAAGUUGAGGAACUUACCGAUUUAUCAGCAAAAUCUUUCGUCACUUGGUUAAACGAACUCGGACAAGAAAAGUCUGAAGUAACAGAGGAAAUGAUCAAAAAGCUCUUUUCCAUCGGAAUUGAGGAAGGCGUCUCAAAAGCACUUAAAUUCGGUUCAACUCACACAAAAGUCGUUCCCGACAAAGUCGCUUCCUACUGGAAUUUGAAACAAAAAGGCCUCGGACAUGAAAUCAAUAAAGCCCGUUUACGUGAAAAGAAGUUCCGAAGUAAACCAGAGAAAAAAGUAGCUUUCGGAAAAACCUUACCUCUGUAUCUGCAACACAGCCAUUCCAUGAUGAAAGACGCUCAAAUUAUUCCGCCAGUUUUUAAGCAAAUUCGCACGUUUGAAGGAAUUUUCAAGGGAAUCACCCAUUUGACAUCCAUUGGAUUGCUCGUGGAUUAUUUGAAGGAACAUCCUCAAAUCGAAAGACCAAAACAUCUCGUGGACGUGGGUUUAUUUGAUGAAAAUGUAGCACAAGCAAAACAACAAGAGAACAAACAAAAAUCACUUUUUGAACAUUCAAUGCAAUAA